Molecule: messenger RNA, 1434 nt
Organism: Aureococcus anophagefferens
Lineage: Eukaryota; Pelagophyceae; Pelagomonadales; Pelagomonadaceae
Exons: 1
Coding region: 1-1434 (477 amino acids)
Cellular component (GO): nucleus
Molecular function (GO): transcription coregulator activity; RNA polymerase binding
Source: RefSeq, a predicted model, not a curated record
AUGAAGAUGUGGGUCGCGAAGAAGGCGCUGACGAACUCUGCGGUGCAGAAAAAGGUCAAGCAAUCCUUGUUCAAGGAGGCGAAGAAGGACCCCAAGAAGGCCGCGGACCUGGCGACGCAAGCGGCGGCUCCGCACGUGAAAACAGUCGCGGCCCAGGUCACCCCCCCGGCCGGCGCGGCGGGCGCCGCGGCCGCCGUGCCCGUCGUCGUCGCGGCGUCGGUGCCGGCGUCGGACUGGACCGCGCACGUCGACCCGGCGACGGGAAAGGAGUACUACUACAACGCGAAGACGGGAGAGACGGUCUGGGAGCGGCCCGCGGCGUUCCCGGCGCCCGUCGUGAGUCCCGCGGCGGGCGCCGCUCCCGUCGUCGCGUCGUUCCCGGCUCCCGCGGCGGCGCCGGCGCCCGUCGUCGCGUCGGUCCCGGCCCCCGCGCCCGUCGUCGCGUCGGUCCCGGCCCCCGCGCCCGUCGUCGCGUCGGUGCCGGCGCCCGCGCCCGUCGUCGCGUCGGUGCCGGCGCCGGCGCCCGUCGUCGCGUCGGUGCCGGCGUCGGAUUGGACCGCGCACGUCGAUCCGGCCACCGGCAACGAGUACUACUACAAUGCGAAGACGGGGGAGACGGUCUGGGAGCGGCCCGAGUUCGGCGUGCCGCGAGCCGCGCCGGCGCCCGUCGUCGCGCCCGCGCCCGCGCCCUCGCCCGCGCCCGUCGUCGCGCCCGCGCCGGCGCCCGAGGAGCGGCCUCUGCCCCCGUUGCCGCCGGCGGCCGCGACGGCGGUCCCCACGCUCCCGUCGCGGGCCGCGCCGCCGACGGUGCUCCCGCCGCGCGCCGCGCCGCCGCCGUCGCUCCCCGCGCGGACCGCGUCCGAGACCUCGGCGACGUCCGAGGGCUCGUCGGUCCGGGACCGGAUCCGCGCGCUCUCGCUCCGGGAGGACCGGGCGCCGCCGUCGCCCGCGGCGACCGAGAAGGCCCGGAAGGUGGCCUCGGUGCUCGCGCGCGCGCGGGCCUUCGAGGCGCCCGCGCGCGAGGAGCCGCCGCCGCCGCGCGCGUCGUCGUCGAUCCGGUCGCACAUCGACGCCUUCAACGCGCGCGGCGCCGGCUGGGUCCCCCCCGGCGGCGCCGCCGUCGUCGUCGCGCCGUCGCGGCAGUUCCUCAAGGCGCUCCACGCCUUCGAGGCGACGGAAUCGUGGCAGCUGUCGCUCGCGCAGGGCGAGGUCGUCGGCCGCGCCGAGGCCGCCGCGCCGUCCGGCGACGGCUGGCUCGAGGUCACGAACAGCGGCGGGACCCGGCGGGGCCUCGUCCCCGCGGCCUACCUCGCGUCCUGCGACGGCUCCGACGCGCCCGCGGCCAAGCCCGUCGUCGUCGUGAAACCCGCGACGGCCAAGUACAAGCCCACGGCCAAGCUCUACAAGGCGCCCAAGGCCCGCCGCUCCCUGUAA